Molecule: messenger RNA, 3638 nt
Organism: Oncorhynchus tshawytscha (Chinook salmon)
Lineage: Eukaryota; Metazoa; Chordata; Actinopteri; Salmoniformes; Salmonidae
Product: SH3 domain-binding protein 5-like
Exons: 6
Coding region: 405-1931 (508 amino acids)
Biological process (GO): intracellular signal transduction; negative regulation of protein tyrosine kinase activity
Cellular component (GO): cytoplasm
Molecular function (GO): protein kinase inhibitor activity
Source: RefSeq, a predicted model, not a curated record
GGCACCAAGCCUCACAUUAACAUGUCAUGACAAGGCAGAAGGACCGGUUUGUCGAAAGCUACAGUAUUGUACUGGUUCAACGCUGCACCACAGAUCAUAUGAUGACGUUAUCUGGCGUAAAUGAGAGCUACAGCUUGAGCUAGCUAGCUAUAUGUACCUGCAAGUUCAGCGAACUAGCAGUUAGCUUAACCUUAGCUAGUUAGCCUGCCAAGGAAAGCAAUGGCUUGAUUACAGCAUUUAGCUAGCAAACAACAGAUAUCUAGCUGCUAGUUAUUAGGUGCUGAUUGCAAACGUGGAUUUCCAACAUGUGGUGCACAUAGCACGUAUUUCAACAUUUAUAUGACUUGUAUAAAUUUACAUUUCAUUAUUUGUCGAGCAAACCCCCAAAACACAGCGGGCCACAAAUGGAACCAGGGAGUUCGCGUGAAAGUCCAUCCGGCUCUGGGGGUCCCGAAGUGGCGGGCCUACGUGAGGAGACCCCCGGCGAAGAGGCUGAGGAUGGGGACAACUGUAUCCUGAAAGGAGGAGGAGACGGAGGCAACGAAAACACUCUGGACAAGAUGAAAGCAGAAUGUAAGGAUGAUGCUGUUACUGGGAAAAAGAUUGAGGAUACGGAUGAAGACAAUUAUGAAGAGGAAUUGGACCCUAGAAUUCAGGAGGAGCUAGAGCACCUAAAUCAGGCCAGUGAUGAGAUCAACAAGCUGGAACUGCAACUGGAUGAUGCUAGGUCCAGCUACAGGAGGAUCCUCACUGACUCAGCCAGGAAGCUCAAUGCUCAGGGCUCCCAGCUAGGCACCUGCAUCGAGAAGGCCAGGCCCUACUACGAAGCCCGCAGACUAACCAAAGAGGCCCAGCAGGAGACGCAGAAGGCAGCGUUGCGGUACGAGAGAGCCGUCUCCAUGCAUACGGCUGCCAGAGAGAUGGUGUACGUGGCAGAGCAGGGGCUCCUGGCAGACAGGAACACUCUGGACCCAACCUGGCAGGAGAUGCUCAACCACGCCACCUCCAAGGUGAACGAGGCAGAGGAGGAGCGGCUGCGGAGUGAGACGGAGCACCAGCGGGUCACUCAGCUGUGCCAGGAGGCAGAGCAACGUGUCCAGACCCUCCAGAAAUCCCUGAAGAGGGUCAUCGUCAAGUCCAAACCUUACUUUGAGCUCAAGGCUCAGUUCAACCACAUACUAGAGGAGCACAAGGCGAAUGUGGUGCAGCUGGAAGAACGUGUCGCAAAGGUGAAGAUGCGCUACUCCGUCGCCCUGCGCAACCUGGAGCAAAUCAGCGAGCAAAUCCAUGCUCAGAGGGGGCGUGUCCGAGCCACCAGGGCCCACCUCGUAGCCUGCGGUGGGCGGAGCUCUCCAGUGGGGGCGGAGGCUGAGGUCAAAGCUGCGGUCGGGGUUCAGGUUGGAGGAGCCUGUGGCGGAGGAGGAGGCUUGGAUGAGAAGGACUGGGCUGAUGGAGAGAAGACCAGGCAGUGGGUGGAGAGACACAGAGAGCAGGGCUGGGGUCACAGGGAGAGGGGGGAGGCAGGGUCGGACUCCAUGUCUGACAUGAGCCUCCAGACCAUCACCUCGGAUCUGGAGAAGUGUGACUCGGUGGGGCACCUGGGGGAUCUGAGUGACGUGAGCAGCCUGAUGGGAGAGGACUGGGAGAGGGAGAGGGACCAGUCCUUUAUGGCUGAGAACAGAGACCGAGACGGGAACCCCAGGGCAGAGGAGAGAGUUGUGAGGGACGUGAGCAGCCUGAUGGGAAAGGAGAGGGAGAGGUCCUUGAUAGCUGAGAUCCGAGACGGGAACCCCAGGGCAGAGGAGAGAGUUCUGAGGGACGUUGUCGUCCCCACUCCAAGGCAGGAUAGAUUGGAGGAGGUGAGGGGGGCGAUACGGAGAGAGAGACAGGACAGCUUUGUCAAGCAGCACCACAGAAGUGUGAGUUUGUGAGUCCAGAAGAAUAGAAUGGGCUGGUGAGUGAUGAUGAUGAUGAUGAGUGAUCAAAUAAGGGAAAGAGAUCAGAAGGUCAACAUCAUAGAAAAGACAUGGAGACUGUAGAAGCAUCCUAUUCCCUAUAUAGUGCACUACAUUUGACCAGAGCCCCCAUAGGUAAUGGGGUGUCAUUUGGGACGCUGCCUGCAUCAUUGGGACGCUGCCUGCAUCAUUGGGACGCUGCCUGCAUCAUUGGGACGCUGCCUGCAUCCUUGUGACGCUGCCUGCAUCCUUGUGACGCUGCCUGCAUCCUUGUGACGCUGCCUGCAUCCUUGUGACGCUGCCUGCAUCCUUGUGACGCUGCCUGCAUCCUUGUGACGCUGCCUGCAUCCUUGUGACGCUGCCUGCAUCCUUUUGACGCUGCAGAGAGGAGUAGCAGGGAGGAGGGUGGCUGGUGCAUCAUGAAUAACAACGUGAGAAAGAGAGAAGAGGAAGUGUGAUUUUUAAACUAGGUCCCUGUGGGAAUUGUAGUUCUCUCACUCUGCUCUGUCUAUUGUGCAACACAGUAAAGAUAUCAGUGACCUGAGACUGCCAACGCAUGACAAAUCCACUGAGGCUCGUCUAAACACAAUGCUGAAUGUAGAUACAGAGACCACAUAACUUACAUAACGUACACUUACUCUACUGACCGUUUCACAUGCGGGAGAAAUUUACGCAGCAAAGCUUAUUUUAGGAAUGUUUUUAUAUUGACUUUAGUCCCUGAAUGAAUACCUUUUUCCGUAUUGAUUGAAUUACCACAUAAUAGUUUGUUGUUGUUGCUCGUCCUUGGCAUGAACACAAGGCAUUAAUGCCAGCGAUACUGCUCUCUCUCCCUCUUGAGUAGAAAUACAAACAGGAAUAUGAUUAUUGUAUUUUAAACAUCUUCGGAUAAGAAGGUAAUUUAAACAAACAUUUGAUUUAGUUUGUAGACCAGUUGUAUAGUUUUUACCUCCCAGUAGAAUGUUCAGGAAAUGUUCCCAGCAGCUAGAGGACCAACGACUCCUCAGACACGAGACUGUAGAGAAUGUGUCCGUCACUCGCAUUGAUCUAACACUUCCACAGUGUUUCUCUCUCUGACCUUUUCACAAUCCCUGUUUUCUGUCAGGAAGAAAUGUCAGCUAGCCUGAGGUUGCGUCCAAUAUUACUCCCUAUUCCAUAUGUAGUGAACUACUUUUUACCAGGGCCAUUUGGGACCUUUCCAAGAUGUUACACUGCAUGGUGGGAAAUGGUUCUAAUUAACUCCUUUAGUAUUGUAUACGCUAUAAAGAACAGUUUUUGACGAACUUCUAAAAUAACAUUUUAUUUGACUGAAAUGUAUUUUAAGUGCCCUUAGCCGUCCAAAUUAUAAGAUAUUCUGUAAGAGUUUAACGCGCAAAUAACCCCGGUCGUCGAUGAUGACAUUUUUUAGUAAUCAAGAAAUCUCAAUUCUAAACCAUUUAUUAUUACAUUUCUUAACUGUCUUCCUUGAAUAGUGAGACUAUUUUGGUGAAGUUUUUUAAAUUGUUUUAGAUUUGAAAUAGUUUGCCAGUGUUUUACCGUAGUUAACACUGUUUAAACAUUAACUGGUAUUUUGUUAUUUUAUUAGGAUCCUCAUUAGCUGUUGCAAAAGCAGUAGCUACUCUUCCUGGGGUCCACAUGAAACAUGAAACAUAAUACAGAACAUCAAUAGACAGUAGAACAGCUCAA